Messenger RNA from Pseudozyma hubeiensis SY62, 2418 nucleotides. RefSeq names its product predicted midasin. The transcript has a single exon. Gene Ontology annotation, biological process: maturation of SSU-rRNA from tricistronic rRNA transcript (SSU-rRNA, 5.8S rRNA, LSU-rRNA). Gene Ontology annotation, cellular component: small-subunit processome; nucleolus. The coding region runs from base 1 to 2418 and encodes 805 amino acids. NCBI's taxonomy places the organism in Eukaryota, Fungi, Basidiomycota, Ustilaginomycetes, Ustilaginales, Ustilaginaceae. The record is from RefSeq and is a predicted model, not a curated record.
AUGCUGAGUCGAGGGACGGUGCACCUUGUUGCUCCUGCCAUCAUCAACCUACAACCAUCCCUUACCAACGACAGCAUGGUUGCACGCCGAAGCCCAAAAGGGCGUCGGAACGGCGGCGGUGCAGACGCCUCUGGAUCGCUCAGCCGUUCCGCCGGCUUUGACGACAUACCCAAAGAUGAUGAGGAUCUCUUCGAAGCUAGCCGCGAUCAGAUUCUAUUGGAUGGCUACGAACGUGCCGCCAUAGACUCGGAGGACGACAUGGACGUUGGCCUCAACAAUCGUGAGGUUCUAGGUAUUGAUGACGCUCACUCGGAUGAGGAGGCGGACUCGGAUCUGGACGAUGAGCAAGACGAGGAGGCAUACGAUGACGACCAAGGCUACUCGGCUCGACAAGCUCGAAAGGCGAAGAAGCCGGACAUCGUGGUCUCGUCUGAUGACGAUGACGACCUGGACGACGAAGAGGAUGACGAAGAAGAGGACGGAGAAGAAGGCCGAGAACUGCACGAGAACGAUCGUGGCUGGGGUACCAACAAACGAGCCUACUACAACACCAACGACCUCGAUGCCAUGGACUCCGACUCGGAGAUCGACGAGGACCAAGCGCGUGAGCUCGAACUCAAGGAAGUCAAGCGUUUGCAAAAGAAAAGCCGCAGUGUUAUGGACGACGCCGACUUUGGCCUCGGAGGCGAUGACGGGGACAGCCAGCUCGCCAGGUCUGCCAAGGAUGCAUCACGAGAGCAGCGAAGGCGAGACCUGGAUGGCGAUGACCACGGCGCCUUGGCCCCUCAGAUCACUUCGAACGGCGUUGCAUCGACAAACGGCGUAGCUGCAGGGCCAGCAGACGAAUCAUCUCGCAGAGCACUUCUGGCCAAGCUGCAGCAAACAAGCCCUGAAGCUGUGGCCCUUGCGGGAGAGUAUGCCGACAUGCUCGAAGAGUUUGGGCGGGUGGAUCAACUACUCAACAAGAUGAUGGCAGAGCAGCCCAAUCACGCCAGCCUCGAAGUGAUGCAUGUUCACUAUCAGACGUUGGCCACGUACAUCACCACCAUGACCUUCUACUUUCACCUUCGAGCCUCUCCCGAGUUCGCUGCCGAGCCCACCAAAUUGCGAACACACCCUGUCAUGCAGCGCAUGAUGCGUCUCAAGCAAGGGCUCAGCGUCAUGGAGGAUCUCGGACUCACUUUCGAACCGAACCGCAUGCCCUCCACCAAUGGCGAACUGUCACCAGACGAUAUUGACGAGAUGCAGAUGCUCAGCCAAGGCAGCGGAGGCAGCGAGGAUGACGACCUUGGCGAUCUGGAUGACGACGAGUUGGCAGAUCUCAUGGCAGACGCCGAUGGCAGCAGCGGCAAGGAGAACGCUGCACCCGUCAAAGCCAAAAGGAGCGCAAAGCAGAAGAGGCGCAGCGAUGAUGAGGACGUGGAGAAUGAAGAUUACACGGAGGACGCACAGCCUAAACAGAGGAAGAAGGCGACCAAGAAGGAAGCAGGCAAGAAGAAGGUCAAGAAGCCGGAGCCUGUCGCUCCCUUGGCAGCCGGCCUUGCCGAUCUGGACGAUGAGCCUGCACUGCAGGUCAAACUCAAGAAGAAGGGCAGCGCCGGCGGUUCCGCUGCCAAGAAUCCAUUCGCGGUGUCUGCCGAUGCCACCAACUUUGACGAUGCGACGUUCGGCGAGCUGUCGGAGCUCUCUUCGAUCGAAUCGGCCGAGCGCGCAGCCAGGAAGCGAUCGUUGCAAUUCCACGCCUCUGCCAUCGAGAGUAAGGCGCUGCAGCGCGCCAAGGCGGCCAAGGAACGCCAAUCUGGCGACGCCGACAUCCCCUACCGUGAUCGAGAGCGAAGCCGAGCAGGUGUCGAGGCGACCAAAGCGGCGCGAGAGGCGAAACUGCAGCAGCAGCUCAACGGUGGUAUGGGCAAGGACAUCGCGUUGGAUGGCCAAGACGGCUGGGGGGAUGCCGACGAAAAGGAUUGGCGCGAUGUUAUGGGUCAACCCAUGGAGUCAUCCUCCCGUUCGCAUCGCUCUGGUGGCGACGAUGACGACAACGACGACGAUGACGAUGCGGCCGAUUACUACGAUCUGGUGGCAUCCUCUCGCAAACGGGCUCGCGCCGAAGCCAAGGCGGAAUACGACGAGGCACGCAACGCCGAGCGCUUUGCGCUCAUGGAAGAUCAAGAGCUGGAGGAUGGAGAGCACCGUGGCAUCACACGACAGAUUGAGAAGAACAAGGGUCUCACACCGCACCGUCCCAAGACAUCGCGCAAUCCACGAGUCAAGAAGCGUCUCAAGUACGAAAAGGCCAAGAAGAAGCUCGGCUCACGCCAGGCUGUGUACAAGGGAGGACAGUCGAACCUGCAAGGUGGAUACGGAGGAGAAGCGUCUGGUAUCUCGACGCAUCUGGUCAAGUCGAGGAAGCUUGGUUGA